UAAAAGACAGCUGUAGCCCCUGGGUGUGCUGUGCUUCCGUAACGCUUAAAAACUGCUCACUUCAGGCGGCGUACCGUUUAUCGACUUCUCCGGUUUGUGAAACGCUGCAACAGUUGUGUUUUUUAAGCCGAGCCGUUUGUUUCCUCACACGCGCUGUGUUUUUAAAUUGAAGCGCAUUCAGUCGCUGCAGUCUUUAACGAUUUGGGGGCUUAUAUUUGUAUGCACGGACGAGCCGAUCAUUUUUUGUCUGCGUUGAUGUUAAAGGAAAGCUCUAUGGAAGAUCUCUUUUGCUGAAUGUGUGAAUGACUACUUCUGUAUCUUCUGUUGAUACGAUCUAGUGGGUUUGACCCACACAUGGACUUAGUGGACAAGCCUAAAACAUCUCUAACUUUAAGGCUUUUGGACACCAAGGGCUGAUCAUCUACAGAACACAUAGUUCUGGCUGCAGCUGUACGCCUCAGGCUCAGCUCUGAUGUUACCGGCUGAAACGGGUCGACUGUGAGAGGACGAUUUCCCUCAGCUAUGUCUACCUUUGAGACAAUCUGGCCUCCGGGCACCGAGUGUGUGGCCAGGUACAACUUCCCUGGAACGGCUGACCAGGACUUGCCUAUGUGCAAAGGGGAUGUCCUUACUAUAAUUGGAGUAACUAAGGAUCCAAACUGGUACAAAGCGAAAAACUCAGCAGGACGAGAGGGUACCAUACCAGCAAACUACGUUCAAAAGAGAGAAGGAGUGAAAUCGGGCGGUAAACUGAGCCUCAUGCCAUGGUUCCAUGGAAAGAUCACACGCGAGCAGGCCGAGAGGCUGCUUUACCCCCCAGAGACAGGCCUCUUCCUGGUGCGUGAGAGCACAAACUACCCCGGCGACUACACCCUGUGUGUCAGCUGCGACGGCAAGGUGGAGCAUUACCGCAUCAUCUACCACAACGGCAAACUGUCCAUUGAUGAGGAGGAGUACUUUGAAAACCUCAUGCAGCUCAUGGAGCACUACACUAAAGAUGCAGAUGGACUUUGUACCAAACUUACCAAACCUAAACUCAUGGAGGGGUCUGUGGCGGCCCAGGAUGAGUUCUCGAGGAGUGGCUGGGCUCUGAAUAGAAAAGAACUGAAGCUUAUCCAAACUAUUGGAAAGGGAGAGUUUGGAGAUGUGAUGGUCGGAGACUACAGAGGCAAGAAAGUAGCAGUGAAGUGUAUCAAACAUGACGCAACAGCACAGGCCUUCGUUGCAGAGGCUUCUGUCAUGACGCAAUUACGGCAUACUAACUUGGUACAGCUGCUGGGGGUGAUCGUGGAAGAGAAGGGCAGCCUCUUCAUUGUCACUGAAUAUAUGGCCAAGGGUAGUCUAGUGGACUAUCUGCGCUCCAGAGGACGUACUGUUAUUGGUGGAGAUUGUUUGAUCAAUUUCUCAAUGGAUGUCUGCAAGGCAAUGGAAUAUCUUGAGGCCAAUAACUUCGUGCACAGGGAUCUGGCAGCUCGUAAUGUUUUGGUGUCAGAAGACAACAAAGCAAAAGUCAGCGACUUUGGCCUCACCAAGGAAGCAUCAUCUACUCAAGAUACAGCCAAACUCCCUGUUAAGUGGACUUCACCUGAGGCCUUAAGGGAGAAGAUGUUUUCCACUAAGUCAGAUGUAUGGAGCUAUGGCAUCUUACUGUGGGAGAUCUAUUCCUUUGGUCGGGUACCUUAUCCAAGAAUUCCACUGAAGGAAGUUGUCCCGCGUGUAGAGAAGGGUUACAAGAUGGACGCCCCAGACGGCUGCCCAGCUGUGGUGUAUGACAUCAUGAAGGAGUGCUGGACUCUGGACCCUGUGGAGCGUCCUAGCUUCAGAGAACUGAGACAGAAACUUCAAGAUAUCAUAGCCAAUGAGCUGUACCGAUAAAAGACAAAAACUAACGGAAAAACACAAGAAGAUGACCUUCACGGCACCAUUCCCAUACAAUCUGACCAAAAUCUACUCUUAAAGCAGUGGACUUGGAAAAACAUCAGUAGAAAUGUAUUUUGCUUUUUUUCCCCGUCGUUUUCUUUGCUUUGUUUUCAUGGCUUGAUUUUCUUAAUUUUGGGGAGGCUGGCCUUCUCUACAACAACUCACCUCUUUUUGAUUUAUAAGAUCUUCAGCCUCCUCUGAUAUGUCCUCAUACGCUCCAUUAUUUUGGACUUUUGAUUAGCAAAUAGGAUAUUCUGCCAAAAAAAAGAGAAAAAUCAGUUAAUAUCAUCAGACAAUAAAUAUCAUGAGGAAUGCUAUACGACAAAACAUUCAGCAUCCAUAAGGCUUGUAACCAAGAACAAUAAUUGGCACUUAGGGAGACCGUAUGCUCAACCCAAACUGUUUUCCGUUCCAGUAGCCAAUGAAAUACACCAGAGAAUCUUUCUUCCAUUUCACAGUGCCUUUACACCAGAAAUCUGUCUCGCCCCAGAGCUUGUUUCUUUUGAUUUUUUUAAUACAUUGUUUAAAAGUGCUCGAAUUUCCUGCUGUCUUGCUCAUCUUUUCAAACCUGUGUCAGUCUGAGCCUCAAAACCGGAAAGGAUGAAUAUAAACUUUGUGGGCCUUUUAAAAGAGAUGUGACUUGUGUGGAAGCCAGAAUGCUUU
Molecule: messenger RNA, 2583 nt
Organism: Sinocyclocheilus rhinocerous
Lineage: Eukaryota; Metazoa; Chordata; Actinopteri; Cypriniformes; Cyprinidae
Gene: csk
Product: C-terminal Src kinase
Exons: 13
Coding region: 523-1875 (450 amino acids)
Biological process (GO): protein phosphorylation
Molecular function (GO): ATP binding; protein binding; protein tyrosine kinase activity
Source: RefSeq, a predicted model, not a curated record